AUGGGGCAGCAAGGAUUGAGUCCUGAUGUAGUCAGCUAUGGAGCACUAAUAGAUGCACUAUGCAAGGUAGGUAGAGUAGACGACGCUGUGCUAAAAUUCAAUCAGAUGAUCAACGAAGGUGGCCACUGCUUAGUUGGUAGAAUUGAUGAAGCAGCAAAGUCACUUGAUUUUAUGCUCUUAGUUGGCUUGAAACCUAAUGAAUGGGCUUAUAAUACCUUGCUUCAUGGCUACUGUAAUGCUCGCAUGAUAGAUGAUGCAAAUAGUGUUUUUGAGAAAUGUUGCGCAACAGCAUUACUCCCGGAGUUGAGAUUUUCUAAAGCAAAGGAAUUAUACCUCAAUAUGAUUAAAAAUGAAAAACAGUGGGACAUUUACACAUACAACAUAAUUCUAAAUGGGCUUUACAAGAAUAAUUGUGUUGAUGAAGCAUUCAAAAUGUUUCAGAGCUUUUGUUCUAAGGAUCUUCAAGUUGAUAUUUUUACUUUCACCAUUAUGAUUGGUGCCUUGCUCAAAGGUGGUAGAAAGGAAGAUGCCAUGGAUUUGUUCGCUACCAUCUCUUCUUAUGGUUUGGUUCCAAAUGUUGUGACCUACUGCUUAAUAGCACAAAAUCUCAUAGAAGAAGGGUCCCUACAGAAGUUUGAUGAUCUGUUUUCAGCAAUGGGAAAGAGUGGUAUGUUAAAUGCUCUAGUUAGGAGGUUGUUGCAUAGAGGUGACAUAACCAGGGCUGGGGCUUACCUCUCCAAACUUGAUGAGAAGAAUUUCUCACUUGAAGCUUCCACUAUUGCCAUGCUUAUAUCACUUUUCUCGAGGGAGGAAUACCAACACCAUGCAAAGUCUUUGCCUGAAAAGUAUCGUAUCCUCAAUGAAGCCAAGAAAUGA
Molecule: messenger RNA, 876 nt
Organism: Miscanthus lutarioriparius
Lineage: Eukaryota; Viridiplantae; Streptophyta; Magnoliopsida; Poales; Poaceae
Source: the annotation of a GenBank genome assembly